UGAAAACAAGCAUUUAUAAUUUAGAGAUUGUGGUAAUUACAUAUAGAAAUAGGCGAGCAAUUACAGUGAAUGUGAAAUUCAUCCUCUCACAUGUUGAAAUAUCGUAAACUAGUGCUUUGAUGCGAUAUGGUUCAUCUCUAUAAAUUCCCUCAUUUACAAUCGGAAAGGCAAAGGCAGGCUCACAGUUUGAUUGUGGUAUAUGCUGAAAAGUGCGCCCAUGGAAUUCCAGAAGCUGUCGAGGGAUGUAAACUUGAUAUCAGGUGAGUGGCGUUUGGCUUCUGUUGAUGAAGUUAGAAGCAAUUUCGAAGAGAUUAAAAGCCAAGCUGGAAUCCUUCAGCAGUGGAGUAUUCUCCGCCUUUUAGAUGGAUGGGUGGCGGGGUUCGGGUAUAAUUAUGAACUUGAGCAAGGCUACAAGAGCAUCACGACAAUGGGCGAGAUGCUGGUUGUUAAAACCAACAUAUCAAGACCACCAAAUGGUUUGUUCAAUCCAGAAAUGUACUCCGGAGUUGAGUUGAGUGUUCAAGGAAGAGAGGCUGCUCUGUUAUUGUCUGUUGAUGAUAAAAUCACUGAAGUCGUUCUCUUCGUCCUUUACCUUUUCGCCAAGGAUGCAGAGCGUCUAGCCGAGCUUGAGAAGUUGAUCCUCAAGAUUAAGGAAGACCUGGGCUGCGACUGCUAAGAAUGAUGGCUUGCCAUCUUUUCCUCUCUUAUACUACGCUUCAGUGUUGUUCUUCCUCUUGUCAUCUUUGAAUGUUCUUCUUUUACGCUCCUUUUACCUCUACCUUCAUUGUCAUGUCUACCAACUACUGUGUCAUCUCGUGUUUCUUCUGCAUACUAUAUAUCUAAAUAAAAUUCUAGUCUAUGGUUGAUAUUAUCAAUUCUAGUUUU
Messenger RNA from Cryptomeria japonica (Japanese cedar), 885 nucleotides. RefSeq lists its product as uncharacterized. The record is from RefSeq and is a predicted model, not a curated record. NCBI's taxonomy places the organism in Eukaryota, Viridiplantae, Streptophyta, Pinopsida, Cupressales, Cupressaceae. Bases 200 to 676 code for a protein of 158 amino acids. The transcript is spliced from 2 exons.